Lutzomyia longipalpis is the source of this 2472-nucleotide messenger RNA. It is a transcript of the gene Tcs4, whose product is annotated as probable tRNA N6-adenosine threonylcarbamoyltransferase, mitochondrial. The transcript has a single exon. Gene Ontology annotation, biological process: tRNA threonylcarbamoyladenosine modification. The record is from RefSeq and is a predicted model, not a curated record. Lineage: Eukaryota; Metazoa; Arthropoda; Insecta; Diptera; Psychodidae. Gene Ontology annotation, cellular component: mitochondrion. Bases 957 to 2192 code for a protein of 411 amino acids.
CCCCAGCCCUAUAUUUCGUGCUAUAACUUAAUAAUUAUAAAAGUUAGCGUUCCCAUCUUUUGGAAAUAAGUUCUUUGGUUAUCUGAGGAGGUUGUGUAAAAAUUUCAGCUCAAUCCGUCCACCACAAGAAAAGUUAUUAAGGAAAAUGUAGAAGAAGGGAAUUCAAAAAUUGGUGUAACGGCCAUGCAGCGGAAAAUUUCUUAGAAUGAAGUUAGUCACAUCAUAAAUCAUAUGGUUGAAGGGAGUUGAAGGGUUGUGUUUACUUUCUCACUUUACCAUCUCAGUGUCAGAAUUAUCGCGAAUAAGUAACAUAAACAACAUAAAACAUAAUUAGAAGCAUAUAAAUGUGCAAAACAAUAAAGAAUAUUCGAGAAAUAUUGCCAUUUAUCACGGUGCGGGAAGUGAGGGGAAUGUGGGGAAGUAGUGAAAAAAAAUAGCAGUUGCGGUCAACUUCGUGGCAAAUUUCUCACGAAGAAAGUGUGAAAAAUGAGUGAAAAAUGUUUUUCCCUAAUAUCUUCUUCUGCGUGUUUCCGGGUGGCGAAUUUGUGAUGCAAGGGGCAAGAGGACUAUAUAAGGAGUCUAAAGGUAGUGACCCGACAGUUCCCGGUUUUAUAGUUUAUGAGAAAAUCGACUUCCUUCUUGGGGUCGUUCAACGACCCCACCUUGGCGCUCUAAGGAAGCUCCAAGGUCUUGGCGGCCAGCAGGUUAAGUUAUAGCACGAAAUAUAGGGCUGGGGUCGUUCAACGACCCCGCUUGGCGGCCUAGAGGUUAAACCACACGGAAUAUAAGAAAAUUGCAAUUCAUAAGAAAAAAUUCUUGAACUGUUUCGGUCGUUGACAGUUUUCCAUAACCUAACUUUAAUUCAAAAAUAAUUUCAUAACCUCAAAUCUUGAAGUUAUCUCCCGGCAUUUUCCACAAAAAAAAAAAAAAAAAACAAUCUUAAAAUCUGCCGUAGGAUGUUUUUACAAAGAGUUGCGAGAAAAUUCCUGAGGAGGAACUACAGCAAAAAGGAGAACUUCCUAAUCCUCGGAAUUGAAACAUCGUGCGAUGAUACAGGAGCAGCUGUUCUUGAUAGUAACGGAAGGAUUCUCGGGGAAGCUCUGCAAUCUCAGCUUAGUGUUCACCUGAAGAAUGGAGGAAUAAUCCCACCACUUGCUCAGGACAUGCACCGGGAGAAUAUUGUCAGCGUUGUCAACAGUGCCCUGACCACUGCUGGUGUUGCCGUUAAGGACGUGGAUGCAAUAGCUGUUACAAAUCGUCCAGGAUUGCCACUGAGUCUGCUGAUAGGGCUACGGUAUGGAAAGCACUUGGCACGAAAUCAGGGAAAACCCUUGAUUCCCAUCCAUCACAUGGAAGCCCAUGCUUUAACUGUCCGGAUGACUACUGCAGUUGAUUUCCCAUUCAUCUGCCUCCUGGCUUCUGGAGGGCAUUGCCAACUGAGCCUUGUAAAGUCUCUGAGUGAAUUCUAUCUACUGGGUGAGUCAAUGGAUGAUGCUCCUGGAGAGGCAUUUGAUAAGAUUGCCCGACAGAUGAACAUUCACAAUCAUCCGGAUUAUAGAUCAAUGUCCGGAGGAGCAGCAAUUGAGACAGCAGCUAGGAAAGCAAAGAAUCCUGGGAGAUUUGAAUUCCCACUACCUCUGGCACAUAUGAGGGAUUGUCAAUUUAGCUUUUCAGGACUUAAAAAUUCCGCCAGGAGACACAUUCUAGCACAUGGGAAGGAAUUCCAAGUUGGCCCAGGCGAAAUGAUUCCCUACUUUGAGGACUUUUGCAGUGGAUUUCUUAGGGCUAUCACGAGGCAUCUCUGUCAUCGAACACAGAGAGCCAUGGAAUUCUGUGAAAGGGAAGGACUUGUGGAUGAAAAUGGAAUCAAGUCUUUGGUCUUUGGUGGAGGUGUUGCGUGCAAUGACUUUAUUUUUGAAGCUAUAUCCCAACUGGGUGAGAGCCGAGGGUACAACACGUAUCGUCCGGAAAAGAAGUAUUGCACAGACAAUGGAGUUAUGAUUGCCUGGAAUGGAGUGGAGAAAUUCAAGGAAGGAUUGGGUGUUGUGGAUGAUUUGGAUUCUGUGGACAUUGAACCUAAAUGUGCUUUGGGAACAUCCCUGGUGGACAAAGUAAAGGAGAGUCAUAUAGCCUGCAAAUGGGAGAAGAUUCCUCUCCUUCGGGAAGGUAUAAAUCAAGUGGUAGCGAAUUAAGGUUCAAGCUCCCUUUUUUUUAAAGAAAUCCUCAGACUAAUUAUCUGAGGGAAUAAGUUCAAAAGUGAUAAAAUAGUGCCCAAAAAGUGAUGAAAUUUCCUGAUUCCAUCAGCAAUCCCACAAAGUCCUGAGCCUGGAUUUUUUUUUCUUAUUAAUAAAGAAGGAAAGAAAUCGCUUUCUUUAGGAUUAGUUUAUUGACAAAACUUGUAUUAAAAUAUGUUAUUUAAAUAAAAUACUCGGCAAGUUGUCCAGGGAGGAUGAACUUGCUGACUUGAUCAAA